This is a messenger RNA of Kogia breviceps (pygmy sperm whale), 2376 nucleotides long. It is a transcript of the gene CFAP184, whose product is annotated as cilia and flagella associated protein 184. The record is from RefSeq and is a predicted model, not a curated record. Gene Ontology annotation, cellular component: ciliary basal body; axoneme. Gene Ontology annotation, biological process: cilium assembly. NCBI's taxonomy places the organism in Eukaryota, Metazoa, Chordata, Mammalia, Artiodactyla, Physeteridae.
CUGCGCCUGCGCGCCCCUAGCUCCGGCCGCCCGCCGCUCCCUGAGUCUCCCCGACGCCCCGCCCCAGGCCGGGCGCGGGGAAAAGGGCGGAAAGGAAGCGCGGCGGACGCGCCACGCCUCUCGUGGAGCGAGCCUACGCCCUCCCCCAAUCAACGCUACCCGUCGUCCGCUCGCGACCUCUCAUUGGCCUGCUCUUGCCAGGAGGCGGGGGGAAGGGGCAGGGCGUCUGGCGGACGUCCAGCCAAUCGCCGGGCCCACCGCGCGCGCCCCUGGUUGCCCCUGGAAACUUAACAGCCUGCAGCCGGGGUCCGCGGCGCCGGCCCCGCGGGAGGGAGAUGGACGACCGCUCCGACCACCCUGGGGACCCCGAGAAGGAAGAUGGAGCUGUGGAGAGCCUGGCUUCACGGCUGUCCGGAACCAAAACCAGCUCUGGCCCCCAGUCCCCGGCCGAACCUGCGGAGCCGGAGCCGGAGGCCGUAGAGGCUUCAGAGGAAGGCGCCGAGCCGGCCGAGUCCCAGGAACGGCCGGCAGCCACCGAGGUUGCUGGCGAGAAGGGGCCCGGAGAGCCGGAGUGGCCGGCCGAGGCCGAGCCAGGGGACCUGGCGGAGGCCGGGCCUGAGGAGCCAGCCAAGCCGGAGCCCGAAGGCGGCCCCGAGGAACCAGAGAAGGAGGUGCGGGAGUUGAAGGAGGAGUGGGAGGACAAGGAGGAGGAGGAGGCGGAGGUGGCGCCAGAGCCGAGGAGGAAGAAAAUCCCGUCGCAGGUCUCUCUGCAGCAGGCCACGGCCGGCAAGGAAGAGGCUGCGCCAGACGGAGAGGCUGAGCGCGAAGGACAGCUGGCGGAGGAAGGAGGAGAGAGCGAGGAGAGCGAGAAGCAGCUUGUGCAAGGAGGCCGGGCGAAAACCGAGGACGAGCUGGGGGAUUUGGACGAGGGACUCGAGCUUGAGAGUUACGACUGGACUGAGGAGGUGCAGAAGCCGCAGGAGCAGCAGCUGCGCGCCGAGCUCCUGGGACAGUUCCGCUCCCUGACGGCGGAGCGGAACCGCUACCAGCGCUACAGCAUCGACCUGCAGCACAGGAUCUUCGAGGCGCUGCGCAAGAAGGGCCUGGAUGCAGCCGAGGCGCCCGAGAAGGGCCUGGAUGCAGCCGAGGCCCCCGACAAAGAGCAAGCAUACCUACACCAUCUGGCCAUGCUGGAGGAUCUGAGGAAGCAGGAGUCAGAUGACCUGCGCUGGUACCACCGCGAGCUGGACCAGCUGAAGCAGCAGUGCAAAGAGAAGCUCUCCCGGGUGGAGAAGGAAUGGCGACGCUUGCAGGCACUCAAGAAGCAGGUGGUGAUGCAGGCCAUGGGCAGCUGUCGGAUGAGGGGUGGUCGCCAGGCUGCCCUGCGAGAGGUGGAGCAGAUCCAGGCAUUGGAGAAUAAGAAGGAGAAGGAGAUAAGCGCUGUGAGGCUAGAGAACGUGCAGCUGAAGCAGAGUUUGGUGCAUUUUGAAAACAGGAUGAGGGCCCAGGAGGACCUGACAGAGGGCCUGCUCCUGAUAGAUUUUGAACAGCUUAAGAUUGAGAACCAGACCUUCAAUGAGAAAGUCGAGGAACGAAAUGAGGAGCUUUUGAAACUGCGCAGCAAGGUGACCAACAACGUGCAAGUAAUAACCCAUGUGAAGGAAAAGUUACACUUUGUGGACAUAGAAAAUGCGUGUAAAAAGUCAGAGCUUAUGGAGAUUGAGGCUCAGGUGGCCCUAAAGAGGGACAUCUUGACCAAGACUAAGCAAGCCCGAGACAGCCUGCGGAUUGACAACAUCAAGCUGAAUCAGAAGUGCGGGCUUCUGGGCAAGGAAGCACUCCUUCGGGACAUGGAAGAGAAGGCGGACAGGACUGAAGAGCUCAGCCAGCGCCUGGAAGCCCUGAAGCACCAUCACGCUGGGCUUAUUCUGUCCUGCAGAGGCGUGAAGCAGAAGAUCAGGGAGGCCGAAGCCUUUCUGCCUUCUUGACGGGAAGAGUCAGCAGAGCGUCUUCAAUCUCAGCAAACUUCAUCCUUCAUUAACUCUUAUUCUCCAUUUCUUGCCAUUCUUCAAAAGGCCUAUGAUGUCUGGGAUGGAAUUGUGUUUUGUAUUCUUAAUUUUUCAGCUUCCCAAUUAGUGCUGCACACAAAACUGAGUUAGUACUCAGUUCAUACAGGGUUAAGUAAAACAGGUACAGAGGAACAAACAGGGAUGACCUACUCCUCAUAAAAAGCUGUCAAGAGCCCUUUUAUAUCUGAGCCAUUCCAUAAUUUCAGUGUCCCGACACUGAGGAGAGCUGUUCUUCCUCCAUGUGUGAGAGGGUUCGACAAGUUGGCAGGGGGCCAACAGCGUUCCUGUGCAUGAAGCUCAGCGUGAA